This is a messenger RNA of Gekko japonicus, 2831 nucleotides long. It is a transcript of the gene TMEM43, whose product is annotated as transmembrane protein 43. Bases 141 to 1343 code for a protein of 400 amino acids. Gene Ontology annotation, biological process: nuclear membrane organization. The transcript has 12 exons. Gene Ontology annotation, cellular component: nuclear inner membrane. NCBI's taxonomy places the organism in Eukaryota, Metazoa, Chordata, Lepidosauria, Squamata, Gekkonidae. The record is from RefSeq and is a predicted model, not a curated record.
GAUUAACCCCUGCUGGGUGGGGCGGUUUGGCAAAGAGUUUGCAUUCAUUCUGUCAAUUGUGUUACAGCCGCCCUUUUCUUUCUGGUACAAGAAACCUCAUCUAAGAACGUAGACGAAUUUUGCAGGUUCAGAAACUCGCAAUGUCUCGAAACUUUUCCGACACAGGCAACAAGAAGGAACAUGUUAAAAUCACAAGUGAGCGGAAGCCGGGGUUUCUGGAACGCCUCAGUGAGACGUCUGGGGGGAUGCUCAUUGGGCUUGCCACUUUUGCAAUGUCUUUCUACAUUCUGUUUACCAAUGAGGGCCGAGCUUUGAAGACAGCCACCUCUCUGAAUGAGGGGCUUUCCCUGGUGGUCCCCCUUGACAACAUCCAAAGUGUAUUACAAGAGAAUGACCACAAACUUGUGCACCUGUCAGGCCCCCUUAGAACUUCAAAGCCUUUGUAUGAUCCCAGCUAUGGGCUUUCCAUCCGGGCUGUCAAGCUUAAACGUCAUGUGGAAAUGUAUCAGUGGGUAGAAUAUGAAGAAUCCAAGGAUUAUGAAGAGAAUGGCGAGCUUAAGAAAGAAACAAGAUACUCGUAUAAUACUGAAUGGAAAUCAGAAGUUGUGAACAGCAGAAACUUUGAUCGAGAAAUUGCCCAUAAAAACCCCAGUGCCAUGGCUGUUGAAUCUUUCACUGCAGUUGCUCCUGACGUCCAAGUGGGCAAUUUUUUUCUUUCCAAAGGCCUCAUUGAGAAGAUCGAUAACUUCAAACAGAUGAGCUUGUCAAAACUGGAAGAUCCACAUGCUGAUGUGAUCCGCUCAGGGGAUUACUUCUUUCACAGUGAGAAUCCUCGACGUCCAGAAGUUGGAGACCUUCGUGUUUCCUUCUUUUAUUCUGGUUUGAGUGGAGACUCAUCCCAUUUGGGUCCAGCAGAUACGGUGACAGUAAUUGCUCGGCAACGAGGGGACCACUUGGUUUCAUACAAAACCAAAUCUGGUGAUGUUCUGGAGAUUCUUUAUCCUGAUGAGCUCUCUGCUGAGGAGGUGUUCCAGAAGGAGCAUGCGAGUAACAGCAUGAAGACUUGGGGUCUCCGUGGGGCUGGCUGGCUGGCUAUGUUUGUAGGCAUCAACCUUAUGAUGAGAAUUUUUUACACCCUGGUGGAUUGGUUUCCAGUAGUCCGGGAGCUGGUAAACAUUGGCCUGAAAGCAUUUGCCUUCUGCUUGGCCACGUCUUUAUCCCUGCUAACUAUUUCCGUAGGGUGGUUCUUCUACCGGCCACUCUGGGCAAUACUGAUUGGGUUGCUGGCGGCAGUUCCCAUUGUGAUUGCGAGGUCCCGGGUUCCGCCCAAGAAGCAGCAGUAACAGGGUGAGGAAUGUGCCUCUGUUUGCAACCAUUACACAUCCAGAGCAUCUAUCCUGUUUGAAGCCAUUAUCAGUGUCCACUCUGUGUGUUUGAAACAAAACUUGACAAUGCCAUACAGACAAUACCAAAGAUUUUAUAGUGGACCUAGAUGCAUAAAUAUUUGUACAGUUUUUUAUUGUGUAAUCAACUGAAAAGAGCUUGUUUUUAUACCAAGCUGCUGAAACUUGAGAUAUGGCCGUUUUUGAGCACAUAACUGCUACAUUUAAGUGGCAGUAUCGUUAAAAGUAUCUGCCAGUCCUCAUAAGAGGACAGGUGGAGUGUAGCCUUGAUGGGGACUAGGAGAGGUUUCAAAACAGUGUGUGUGUGUGUUAAGUUUUUAUAUUAAUUUGGAUUUGUGUGCCUUUUUCCUCUUGUCUCUUCUAAAAAUAUAUAUAUCCAACCCUGCAUUUUAUUUUGUUUCUCGCUACUUUGGUCAUAGUCCUUUUUAUUUCUGUCUUGCUUGUGCAUUUAAGUUACCCUCAAUUUAAAACUUUCAGCAUUGUGAAGAUUAUUGCUGUUGCCUUGUCAAGGUGCUUAAUGACUCUGGUGUGUUUCUUUACUGUUACCACUGAGCUGAAAUGUGUAUGCAGAUUCUAAGCAAAUAUGAGUUUUGUCCAUUUACAGUGCCUGGGGGGUGGAAUGAUUGUAGAUGCUAAUUUCGAUUUUGUUUCUGUAAUCGUCAUCUUAAUGCCUGGUGAAGAAAUUAAGACUUCUCAGACUAUUACUUUAUAAUGGAUGUACAUAAGCAGCAGUAAGAGAAACUGGACUCUGUCAGCUCUACAGGUCUGCAAUAAGCUGAAAUGCUCUCUUAGCAGGAGGGCACGUAAAUCAUUAUUAACUGCAAUAAAUUAAAAGAGAUGUUUCUGUGUGGAUGCAGCUACUGUCCUGUACAUCCAUCACUAUCCUGAGGAACUAAUGGCAGCAUACAUAACUCUUCCCCUCCUUCCAUUUGAUCUUCAGAGGAACCCUAUGAGAUUAAGCUGAGGGUUUAGACUAAAGUCCAGUAGCAUCUUAGAGACCAACAAGAGUUUCAUGGUAUAAGCUUUCAAGAGUCAGAGCUCCCUUUGUCAGAUAUGAGUAGAGUGUGCGACUUGCCCAUGGUCACCUUAUGAGCUUCAUGGCAGAGUAAGGAUUUGAACCUGGAUCAUCCUCGUCCCAACAGUUUAAUCCCUAUUCCAUACUUUAAAAAAAAAUGCUUUCAUCCACUGUAUUCAAAAAGGUAAGCUAGGCUAAUUUUAAAGUUAAUGUAAAAUAUGUUGUUCUCAUAUCCUUGCAGCUAUGAUAGAUUAUAUCUAAACCCCUACAACUGGGCCAGCCUCGGCUACAAUUUAAGGUUCUGUGAGUUCAACUGAAUGUGACUUUUCAUGCUUAAAGUGAAAAAUGUCCCUUCUCAAUAUUUUUCAGUAGUAACUUUUGAAACUCCUGUUUUCUAUUAAUGGAAGCACCAA